UAAUAACACAAACCAGAACCAGUCUGCUUGCAAGUUAUCUCGCGAUGUCGUUGCUCUUCAGCGCGACACGCUGUGUUUACCAAAUUAGAAUACCUCUGGCCAACUCCUUGAUAAGAGAAUUGUCAUGAAUGGGAUUUUCGUUCCUGUGGAACGAGGUGAUUACAAACCGCUCGUUCGGCUCCUCGUGAAUGAGAGACGAAGGGACAGAGGACUUCUUCCAGAAUUCGUGACUGAUUUCUGAUUUUGCCAUUAGCCUUACCUGCUUACAUCAAUGAAAAGAUUAUCCAGAGCUAUGGUGAUUCAUCAUUAUUGUGAUGGCAGACGAUGACAUCUGAAUAUGGCAGACAUCAUUCCUUAUUGUCGGAGGCUGCAUCGUCUGCGAAGGACUAAACUAAAAGCAAGAUGAUGGUUUAUAAAAUUCAUAUUCUACGAGUUAUUGUUGCGACUGUAACCUUCGUGAUCCUGGCAGCCUUCUUACUUUUCAUCACAACACCUCAAAAAUGCAUUCAAGUGUCAGUAUCUGUGCAGCAGUGGCAACCGUACGUCAAAAGAACUCGAGUUGUGCAAGCUUUGGAUGAAAGAGCUGUGAUCUCCAGUCCUUCCAAUUACCUCUUUUCUGCUGCUAGGCUUAAUAUCUACAAAGAUGCUUGGUUCAGGACGCGUGUGGUGGAAACCUCCGAUGAAGCUGCGGAUUCUGAUGAUGAGGAUAAUGAUGAAGAUAACGAUGAUUACAAUGAACCUGAAGGCAAUGAUUUAUACGAGGAUGGUGACAGUGUUGAUUAUGACGACAAUGCAUUGUAUAACAGAAACUUUGAGCAAGGCGAUUUUGAUUACAAUGAGACUAAUCUUCAUGUAUCAGCACAUAAGCUACCAAACUUCGGCACUGUGCAACAGAUGUUUGAAAAGUAUAAAAACAGUAUAAAGUUCAAUUAUUCUAGUCCUAAAAGAACGUUUAUGUAUAUAUCACCCGGUUCUCUAAACUUACGCAAAAGGAUGAGACACAAAUUUAGAAAUAUAACACUUAUCAACAUAGAAGGUGUGCCAAUUGUUGAAGAUACUAUUUACUGGUCAAAAGAAUUGGAGGAAAAGACUCCUAAAGGAGCAGAAGACCUCGAUGUCCAAAAUGCUUUGCAAAAGUUGCGGAAGUUAAAGGUCCAAAGAGUCGAACCGCCAACGUGGAAUCGUUGCGGCAGACCAAAGAAUCAGUUUGUAGUAUUCGAAGAUGGUUCAAAGGCCUGUGCACGGUAUCGAUUUCCACACCAGUAUUUAGUGCAAGGCGAAAUUUUGUCAUUUUAUUUAUCUCGUCUUCUGGGAAUCAAAAAUGUUCCUGUAGUAUUUUUGGCUGCAGUUAAAAACAAUUUUGGUGAAAUCUGGGACAAAGAACAGGUAAAAAAAGACCUACUAGCUUCCAAAUGGGAAGUGAAUACAACUGUAGCUCUUAUUCAAUGGAUUGAAAACCUCGAAAGGGACAGAAUGCCAAAUAUAUUGUUAUCAUCUCUUGCUGAAAAGAAAAUCCUAUCUCCAUCUUGUGCUGAGCUUCUCACAUUACCAGUGGCAAAACUUGUGGAGCUUUUGCAAUGGAGUGAUUUAAUCAUUUUUGAUUACGUCACUGGGAAUUACGAUAGGGUUGCUAGCAUGCAAGAUGCUGCAGAUAAAGAAAGCAAGCCGUCCAUACUUCACGAAACAAUCCACAAUCUUGUACGUUCCAAAUCCAAUGGAGCUUUAUGGCUUAUUGAUAAUGAAAGUGGACUCUUAGAUAGUUAUUCGCUACUCUAUGGGCAAGAUAAUCGCUUCCUCACCUUUCACAAACAAAUGCUCAACACAACUUGUUUAUUUAGGCAUUCAACUGUCGAAAGGAUUCGCUGGUUGCAUCAAACUAACAAGGCAGGGGAAAUAUUGGUGGAUUUAGUGAAGCAAUUCGAACCUCUUUUUACUCCAAUUGAAAGAUCUGAAGAAGUGUCAAGAAGAUUACAGCAACGAAUCGCAGAAGUGAAUGAUCAUAUAAAUCGAUGUUUUUCUAUCUUUUCGUAGCGAAUAAUGAAGAACAUUUCCCAGAUUUUAUUGAUGGUUUCAAAACUCCGGAAGGCUUAGAUAUCAUUGAUAUAUCUCCGAAUAUCGGACUUCGGACUUAACACUGUGUCUUCUGUUAUUCAAAUAUAUACUUUGUAAUAUGUAACGCUAUUUUCUUGGCACCUUGUAAAAUCUGUCUAUACACUGAAAUAGACAUAUUGCACGAAUUACAGUAGUAUAACAAAACUACAGUUUUUAAAAAAAGAAUGGAUCGUCUGUUCUAUGAUACAGAUUCACUCCCACCCGAAUAAUGUUAUAUGGCCUCCAAUAUUUACUAAGCUAAGAAAUUAUUUUCACAUUGGUUAAAGUGAAAUAGCAAGAAUGAAAUUUGUUCAAGGAAUAAAUCCAGGGAAAAUAAAUGUAAAAAAACACAGCUGAAUUACGGAAAGUACAUUAAAAGU
Messenger RNA from Stegodyphus dumicola, 2471 nucleotides. Its product is annotated as four-jointed box protein 1-like. The record is from RefSeq and is a predicted model, not a curated record. Lineage: Eukaryota; Metazoa; Arthropoda; Arachnida; Araneae; Eresidae. Gene Ontology annotation, biological process: cell-cell signaling.